This is a messenger RNA of Python bivittatus (Burmese python), 6715 nucleotides long. It is a transcript of the gene ITGA2, whose product is annotated as integrin subunit alpha 2. Gene Ontology annotation, biological process: cell adhesion mediated by integrin; cell-cell adhesion; cell-matrix adhesion. Gene Ontology annotation, cellular component: external side of plasma membrane; integrin complex. NCBI's taxonomy places the organism in Eukaryota, Metazoa, Chordata, Lepidosauria, Squamata, Pythonidae. Gene Ontology annotation, molecular function: integrin binding. The record is from RefSeq and is a predicted model, not a curated record.
CGCUGCUGGCGUCCCGGCUCUUUCUUGGAACAAUGGGCGAGCUAAGGCGACGUGCGGGCUGCUUAGUUCUGGUGAACCUCCUCGCCUUAAACAUUCUUGAAAAUUGCUGCGAAGCAUACAAUGUUGGCCUCGAAGGAGCUAAAGUGUUUUCUGGCUCCCCAAAUGAGCAAUUUGGAUAUUUAGUCCAACAGCUUUCAAACCAAGAAGGCAAAUGGUUGCUUGUUUCUUCACCCUGGAGUGAAAAUAGAAUGGGAGAUAUCUAUAAGUGUACUGUUCAUCAACAGGGAUCCAAAUGUUUAAAGAUGGACUUGCAGAUUGUUACAAGCAUACCAGAUGUUAAUGGGAUAAAGAAGGACAUGAAUCUAGGAUUAACUCUAGUAAGAAAUCCAAGAACUGGAGGCUUUUUGACAUGUGGUCCUUUGUGGGCUCAACAAUGUGGAAGCCAGUACUAUGCAACAGGAAUAUGUUCUGAAUUCAGUCCAAGUUUUCAGAUCCUGAGAAGUUUUUCACCUGCAGUGCAAAACUGUUCUUCGGCCAUUGAUGUAGUAGUGAUAUGUGAUGAGUCAAACAGUAUUUAUCCAUGGGAUGCUGUGAAAGAUUUUUUGAAAAAAUUUACCCAAAGUUUAGAUAUAGGGCCCACAAAAAUACAGGUAGGCUUAAUUCAGUAUGGCAAUGACCCAAGAAUUGUUUUCAACCUGAACACACACACCAAUAAAAAAGCUGUUGAACAAGCAAUGUCAAAAACCUAUCAGAAAGGAGGGGACCAAACUAAUACAUUCAAAGCCAUUGAAUAUGCCAGACAACAUGCUUUCUCAAAAGAAGCUGGUGGGCGACCAACAGCCUCAAAAGUUAUGGUGGUUGUCACAGAUGGUGAAUCCCAUGAUGGCUCAAAUUUGUCAGAAGUAAUAGCUAAAUGCAAUGCAGAUAAUAUCACUAGGUUUGGUAUAGCUGUAUUAGGAUAUUUAAUUAGAAACGAGAAGGAUACUAAAAAAUUGAUCAAAGAAAUCAAAGGAAUUGCUAGCCACCCUACAUCAAAAUAUUUUUUUAAUGUGUCUUCUGAGGAAGCACUUUUGGAAAAAGCGGGAACACUUGGGGAACGAAUUUUCAGCUUAGAAGGCACCAAUCAAGGUGACUUAUUCCAGAUGGAAAUGUCACAAGUGGGUUUCAGUGCUUCCUACUCACAGCAAAAGGGAGUUCUGAUGUUGGGUGCUGUUGGGGCCUAUGAAUGGACUGGAACAGUGGUCCAGAAGAGAGGAGAAAAAGACACUAUAUUUCCCAAUACAACAUUUCAAAAUGUUUUGCAAAAAAAUCGGAACUCCUACUUAGGUUAUUCUCUUGCUGUUCUUUCCAUGGAAAACUCAGUCUAUUUUGUUGCUGGUGCUCCACGGUCCAGUUACACUGGCCGAGUUGUGGUUUAUGAGGUUGAUGACCACAACAACAUAACGAUCAUUGACUCUCAAAGAGGAGAGCAGAUCGGUUCCUAUUUUGGCAGCGUAGUGUGCUCUGUUGAUAUUAACAGAGACUCCAUAACAGAUGUGCUGUUGGUUGGCGCACCAAUGUUUAUGAAUAGUUUAAAAAAAGAAGAAGGAAGAGUCUACAUGUUCACAGUCACAAAGGGAAUUUUGGACAAACGAGAACUCCUUGAAGGUCCUGAAGGACUAGAAAAUGCUCGGUAUGGAUCUGCUAUCACUGCUGUUUCUGAUAUUGAUUUGGAUGGCUUUAAUGAUGUGAUAGUUGGAGCACCAUUAGAAAACCAGAAUAGUGGUGCUAUAUACAUUUACAAUGGUAAACAAAGGACAUUACACACUAAAUAUUCCCAGAAAAUUUUAGGAUCAAACCCUGCAUUUGCUCAGCCACUCCAGUAUUUUGGAAGAUCAAUCGAUGGUCACAUUGAUUUAAAUGAUGAUGGAAUUACUGAUGUAUCUGUGGGUGCCAAUGGAAAUGUAAUUCAACUCUGGUCACAGAGUAUAGCCAAUGUGACUGUACAUGUUUUAUCUACUCCUCCGAAGAUCAGCCUGCAGAACAAGAAUACAGAAAUAAAAUUAAACAUAUGUUUCACAGCAACUUUUAGACCUAUCCAUAAGAGGGAUCAAGUGGAUAUUAGAUACAACCUAACAUUGGAUGCAGAUCUCUUAUCUUCACGCGUUACCUCUAGAGGAUUAUUUAAAGAAAACAAUGAGAGGUCUCUGCAGAAGAGCAUCAUAAUCAACAAUUGGAAGAAGUGUGUGAAUCAUAUUUUUAAUGUCCAGGCCCCUUCUGACGCUAUCGAUUCCCUUAACGUGCGCAUUGAUAUUGGGCUCAAGAACCCCAACUCAAGCCCUGCUCUUGAUAAAACAUCUCCUACCUGUCUUGUUUACAGUAUACCAUUUGUCAAAGAGUGUGGCGAAGAUGAAGUUUGCAGGACAGAUCUCAUUCUUGAAGUUCAACAGAAAAAUAUUGGGAACAACAAGCAGUAUUUUCUUGUAACCAAUAAAAACAAAAAACUGACAUUUGGUGUGAAGUUGACAAACGUGGAUGAAAACGCGUACAACACCAGAAUUCAAGUGGCUUUUUCUGAAAACCUGCGUUAUGCUUCAUCUUCGGGGGUGGAUGAAACUGAAGUUUUAUGUCAGAAUGAAGAUGUCAGUCAUCUUGUCUGUCAAAUCAGCUAUCCUGUUUUUAAAGCAGGGCAAGAGAUAUCCUUUGACAUUAAUUUUGACUUCAGCUCGAAAAAUUUUCAGAAUGUGGCAGUAUUACGUUUUCAAGCUUUGAGUGCAAGUAAUGAAGAAGAUUAUAGAAACAAUCAGGUGAACCUAACACUUCCCCUUCGUUAUGAUGCAGAACUUCACUUAAUGAGAUCUACUAGUAUGGACUUCUACGAAGUAUAUUCUAAUCAUAAGGUUUACUCCACUGUGAAUAAUUUUGAUGAAAUUGGACCUGCAUUUAACUUUUCAGUUAAGGUCACAAGAGGAAGUAAUCCAAUCAAUAUGGCAACUUUAAAAAUCCAUAUUCCUAAGCAGACUAAAGGGAAUAAUCCUUUGAUGUAUGUGACUGCAGUGCACACCAGUCAGGACAGUGAUAUCAGCUGUCAUGGACUCAUCAAUCCACAUGAAAUUGGAUCGCAAAGCUAUGCUGCAUCAUUUUCGAAAGAAAACUUCAAAGAUUUGAAAGAAUUGAACUGUAAGAACAUCAGAUGUGAUACGAUCACAUGCACUUUAAAAGAUAUAUCCCUGAAACCUGAAAAUUAUGUUAAUAUUUCUACUAGAAUCUGGAAUGGAACAUUUGCUGCUUCAACCUUCCAGAAAAUAGAAUUAUCUGCAAGCACAGAAAUUGAUGCUGACGAUUCCGAGCUGUUUAUAACAGGAGAAAGUAUUUUAUCAAUUCCUAUUACAAUAAUCAAACCUGAUGAGAAAGCAGGAAUACCGGUUGGAAUUGUAAUAGCAAGUGUCCUGAUAGGUCUGCUCUUGCUCGUAGUUCUUACUGCUGUUUUAUGGAAACUUGGCUUCUUCAAGAGAGAAUACAAGAAAAUGGGAACAGAUUUGGAAGACAUGGAUGAGAUUACAGGACUUACUAAAGACAGAGAAUAAAUAUAGCAGAAAUAUUCCUGGGUGUAUGAAUCAUGAGCCACAAGCAGUGCUUGCAAUCACCAAGUUUAAUUUCUACGAGUGUCUUAUUAAAAGGUUUUACACUUUUUAUAAUUGAAAAUAUUGUACAUAUAACUGCUGGUCGGUUUGGGCUUUUGUUUACAGUUGUAUAAAGAUUUUGUUUUUGUAUAUUUUUGUAUUGUUAUUAAUGGACCUUCUGAAUUGGCAGGACCAGAAAUAAUACUGAAAUCUGCCAGGAAUACUGUUUUAUACCCUUGAUAAGCAUACAUGUGGAACAGAUUACCUUUAUUCACCAUUAACAGGACCUGUUAAUUUUCAUCCUGCAGUAAAAAUCACUCCUUGAGUUAUUCAAAAAUUUACACAUACUGAGCAAUGCCAGCAUCAUCUCAGUCAGUGCCUGGAUUCAGAUAUUAAACCAUAAGUUGGUUUGUUGACUUGCUUGUGAAUAUAUGUGACGUGUGAAUCUGACCAUUAUCGCUUAGCACAGUAUUGCUCAACCGUAUGCAAUUAUUUGUAGCUCAUUGUGGCACCAAAGAAAGGAUAGCACUUAUUAAUUAAUGCAUCAUCUAAAAAAGCUGGAGUGUAUGAAAUAAUCUUGCAAAUAUUACUAACUGUGUUAGAGCCAUAUUGCAUUAUGUGGAAGCAAGUUUUAUGAUGACUCAACCAAGUACUGGUUGCAUACCCAAGCUGUAACAGUAAACUCUACAUUCAACUGGAUAUACUAGUACAGACCAGUCUGGUCAUGAUUGAAGGUUGGUGUCAGCCCCACUAGGUAGGCCAGUCCAGGAAAUCAACUCCAAAAAAAGGCUAAAGCUACUUUUACUGAGAUUGGCUAUCAUAACAGAAUCUUGCAAGCCUGAUUGUGCCGUGCCUCCUCCUCCUCCUUAUAGUUCUGUGAAUCAAGGAGGCAUCUGAGAUGCUUGUGAAUGUCAUCUGGCUGUUCGGAACUUUAAAAAUGCUUCAGCCUCUUUUGCUUAGGCAACAAUUCCUGCAUAUCUCUAUCAAGGUCCUCUUCCUUAUUCUCUACACCAGGUCCAACAGCUGCCUCUGGCCAAAAUAGCAAGUUGGCUAUUUUUUCCUCCUUUAAUCAGAAAAACAAGAAAGCUCUGACGUUCCUUGAUGUGGAGAUUAUCCUUUUGAUAAACUGGAAUGGCCUUUUGUUUUUAUGACUUUGAAGAAGAUAAACUGCAGUUCAAAUUUUCUCAUCUGGAUACAGAACAUAGAUAAAGAACAAACUAUGAUCACGGUAAAUGGACUUCUACCAGAAAAAUUUUUUCUGGUAGAAAAUAAAAUAUUUUAUUUUAGUGAAGGGGAGAAGACACGGUUGUCUCCUCUUCUCUUUCUUCUUUUUAUUGGCAUUGGAAACACUACCAAGGAAGAUACAGCAAGAAAAUAAAAUUUCAGGAAUGAUGAUGUACUUCUACUGAGGAAGCAGGACUCUUAAGAAAUAUCUGGCAAAUCAAGAAUAAACUUAAAUUGUCUGCUGGCAAUGUAGUUACAGUUAUACAUCCAAGAGACUUCUCUAGAAUAUCUAAUGGAACAUAUACAGCAGUUUGGUUAUCUGAGGAAGAGAAGCAAUACCUGGGUUAAAUACCUGUGAAUUUAUGUAAUAAAGAACGAUGAAGACCUAUUUAAUCACAAUUACAGAUUUGGAAAAGUACAAUGGCACAAAGUUUAAGAUGGAAAAAGUUAAACUUGUCCUGAUUAGGAAGACUAUCAGCCAUACAAGUGAGUAUUUUACUGAGGAUCAACUUUUAAUUUCAAAAUGAUUCCAGUAAGAAUUGAAGAGAAGAUAUUUAAAGGGUGGGAGAGACAACUAAAGAUAUCAAGGAUUAAACUUAAGAUUUUCCAAGAUGUGAAAGAAGGGAGAAGCAGUACCAAAAGUUAAAGUAUAUUAUCAAGCCAGCUAUUUAAUUUAGAUUUCAAACUGGAUCACAUUAUCUUUCAUCUGGGUUACUUCUACUGAGGGAGCAGCACUCUCAGAAGUUCUGCAUAAUUAUCUUUGGUUGGAUACAGACAGAAAUGUACAAUCUAUAAAAGAUUAUUAUAAACAACCCACUAGAAGUGUGGGAAAAACACAGAAAAAGUAUAAGCCCAGACUGAUCACUCCUUGGUUCAAUACUGAAUAUUUUAAAAAUACUGUCGUCUUGUCUUGCUGAUCUUUGCAUUAAGAAUAGAUCUUCUAAAAUCAUGUAGAAACAUUUAUGAAUCAUUCAUUCUGACUGAUUUUUAUACUGGUUGCCUACGUUAAUUACUGAAUACUGAUUUUAUUUUAAUGAUUUUAAGUGCUGUAUUGAUAUAAGGUCUUCCAUAUGCAAUACUAAUCAAAUGUCACUUUGAAUUUUUUAAUUCCUUUUUAUACAGCAUGUAAAUCUUUUAUGCCUUUUCAACUCUUUUUCUAGGUGGUGCUUUCAAAUAGCGGUUGAAAUAGGUAAAUAAAUAAUAAAAGGAAACUCUCAGAAAACACAGGAUUCCUGCCCAAAAAGCCGUGAUAAAAUGCCCAGUAAAAGUGUUAACUAGUUUCCCAGCAACAAGACAAACUCAACAAAGAUCUAACAAAAAAGUAAAAAGAGUACCACCUAAAAUGGCAGAGGGUUUUAAGGAACAGUCAGGCUUCCCCUGAAGCAGUAAACUUUAUAAUCUGGACACCAGCUUCCAAUCUUCACGUCCAUCCCAGCCAAAAUGCACAGCAUUUUAUUUCUGCAUCACAAAACUAUUAGAUUUAGUGACAUUUAUGAGCCAAAUGACAUUGAGAGCAGAAUAGCUGGUCUUAUGUAAAAUUCUUGGUGUAAAACAGUAUUUGUAUAUCUUUAGGACUAAGGUACUAAUUUCUGAACAUUCUAUCGUCCAGUGAUCAUGUUAUAAUCCAGAUUAUGGUACAAGUAGUCCUCAUUUAGCAACCGCAAUUGAUACUGGCAACUUGGUUAAGUGAAGCAGUUGCUGAGUAAAAAAUCAGGUGACCAUGAUUGUGCUUACAGUUUUACACAGGACAAUGCAUACUAACUGACUGUAAUGGCAAACGCAUGAUUGAGAGAGAUGCCGCAAUGGUCAUAAAUGUGAGGAUUGGUUGCAAAGUUACUUUUCAUCACUGUCGCAACUGCGAACAGUUGCUGUCUGAAGCAGUCGAUAAG